Messenger RNA from Stomoxys calcitrans (stable fly), 1305 nucleotides. RefSeq names its product histone RNA hairpin-binding protein (gene Slbp). Gene Ontology annotation, molecular function: histone pre-mRNA stem-loop binding; mRNA binding. Gene Ontology annotation, cellular component: histone pre-mRNA 3'end processing complex; cytoplasm. Gene Ontology annotation, biological process: mRNA 3'-end processing by stem-loop binding and cleavage; mRNA transport. The transcript is spliced from 2 exons. The record is from RefSeq and is a predicted model, not a curated record. Lineage: Eukaryota; Metazoa; Arthropoda; Insecta; Diptera; Muscidae. The coding region runs from base 151 to 831 and encodes 226 amino acids.
UGGUGUUAGUAUGUUUUAUUGUCAGAAGUGCAGUCGCGGGUGGAGGGUUAAUUGAAUAAAGUUAAAUUCGUUAGUUAGAUUGCCUGCAACACACGAUAGUAAUACAAUUGAAUUCACCAGAUUGAUUUGGUAAAAAGAGUGUUGGAAAAUAUGAUGGUUUGUGAAAAUUUAGCUGCAAUGUCUAUGGAAAAAAAUGAAGCCGCUAAAAACAGCCAUUCAUGGGCGGAUGAAGUUGAUUCUCAACCUGUUGGUUCAUUCAACAAUAGUUCGUCGGAUAUUAGCUUGUCGCGUCGAGAUAUCUCGUUGGAAUUCAUCGACGAUGUAAACGAGCAAAAAUUCGAGCGUCUCCUUAAGGAAGAAAAACUGAAGACGCCAUUUAAACGACGUCAUUCGGAAACACCAAGCAUUGAGACACGAUCUAAUAGUCCAAAUAGUAGUUGCGACAGCAAUGAAGUUGUAACCAAGCGAUAUUUCAACAUACAUAAGAAAGAAAAACGAGCUAGACAAAACAGUUUUACUUCGUCGUCAUCUUCUUCUUCCUCGUACACUGAAACUGAUGCAGCAAUACUUUCCCGUCGCCAAAAGCAAAUAGAUUACGGAAAAAACACUGUUGCUUAUGAGCGUUAUGCUGAAUUGAUCCCAAAAACAGAACGAUCCCGUGAUCACCCCCGAACUCCAAACAAAUAUGGAAAAUACAGCCGCCGUGCUUUCGACGGGCUUAUAAAAAUCUGGCGUAAACAGUUGCAUUACUACGACCCCCCAAAUGAGAGAACUAACACACAAGAUAAAAGAGUUCCGAAUGAUUCCAGUAGUGAGUCUGAGAGCGAUUAAACUUAACACAUCUCACACAGGAUUUCAAAAUGCAAAUGCAUGCCUAUGUUGAUGCCAAUCAGGCAGUUACCAUUCAUUUUGGCUAUAUGUAGCAGAGAACUGCAUAAGACCCAAUAUUUGACACACAAUAGGCACUUAUGAAAAACACUCAAUCCUAUGGCCGCCGGUUGUACGCACCGGAUUGACUGGAUGGAGUCUUUCAUAGGCAAGGGCUGUCGCCUCAGUGUCUAUUGUGCAGCAUAUAUUGGGUCUUAUGCAGUUCUCUGAUAUGUAGAUAAUUAUUUCCUUAAGUUUUAAAAUGUUACUGUUUUACUCUACGGUAAUACGUUACAAUACAAGUGUUAUACCAUAUUAUUUAUAAUGAAAAUGAAUUGAAUACUUUUGUUCUUAGUUAAGCAUACAUACUGGUAGAUUAAAAGCGAAUGUAACCGAAUGAUUUUCUGAACUAAUAAAAAUCUGCUUUGCCAAAUAUCA